AAACCUAGCUAGAGUAACAUAUUUCAAUCGCAGUCCUAAAUAUCUUUUCAAUCUACACCUCGAAUUGACGCUUCCUACUUGCCAUGACAAAGAAACAGAAGAAUCCUCUGAAAAAUGGGGAUGCAAACAACGUUUCCGAAUCUAACGAUGCUUCUAAUUCGUCCACAGUUUUCAAGACUUUGUUCGGCGAAGUUCCAGCUGCAAAUUCUCUCUUCUCCGAUGACAAUCCGUUCCACCGGAAAUUUCUGAAAACGCCGCUGCCAAUUGAAGAUUCGAGACUAGGGUUUGCAGGGAAAGAAAAGAUAGACGCCGAAUACGAGGCCAAUUUCGCGGAGGCGAAGAAGCAAAAGAAAAGGAAGAAAGCAAAAGCUGAGGGUGAAAGUUCCGGUUUUGAUGGUGAAGUGGUUGGGGAGAAGAGCAAUAAGGGUAAGAGAGAGAAACUGAAGGAGGGCGGUGAUAAUGGUGAGAAAAACAAUUUAGGCUCUGAAUCAGAAGAAACUGCGAGGAAAGAUUGUGAGGGAAAUGGUGAGAAAAGUGAAAAGAAGAAAAGGAAGAAGGUUAAGAGAGAUAAAGUUGAGGCGGAGUACGAGGCGAAGCGAUACGGUGUAAGUGGUGAGGUUGAUGAAAGUGAUGUGGUGGGAGAGAAGAAGAAAAUGGAAAAUCCGGAGGAUAUGGUGGUGGCAAAGGAAGGUUUUGAUGAUGAAGGUAAGCUGUUGAGGACUAUAUUCGUUGGGAACUUGCCGCUAAAGUUGAAGAAGAAGGAGAUAGCCAAGGAGUUUAGCCAGUUUGGUGAAGUGGAGUCUGUGAGGAUUCGAUCUGUUCCCAUUGUUGAUGGAAAAAUGCCGAGGAAGGGUGCUGUAAUUUUGAAGAAAAUCAAUGAGAAUGGAAACAGUGUCAAUGCUUACGUUGUUUUUAAAACUGAGGAGUCUGCUCAAUCAUCAUUGGCCCAUAAUAUGGCUGUGGUUGGUGGAAAUCAUAUCCGCAUUGAUAAGGCAUGCCCACCACGCAAGACAUUGAAGGGUGAUAAUCCUCUAUUGUACGAAAACAAAAGGACAGUCUUCUUGGGAAAUCUUCCUUUUGAUGUCAAGGAUGAGGAGAUCUAUCAGUUAUUCUCUAAUAUAAAAAAUCUUGAAACAAGUGUUGAAGCUGUACGGGUUAUCAGGGAUCCUGGAUCGAGCUUGGGGAAAGGCAUUGCAUAUGUGUUAUUUAAAACUGUGGUAAGAGCAGUAUGUUUAACCAAUGAUGCAUUUUCUUCGAAGAGGAUGAACACUUCUGAACCACAGAGCGAUAGUGCUAAGAAGUUCAGAACUCCAGAUGGUGGUUAUAAGGCACCAGCAAAGGCAAACGUCUCUUACCAGGGCUUGCACGCAAGCAAAUCCGGCGGACAGAAGAAGGUCCGUACAAAGGUAAAUACCAUUUCUGCCAAAUCAAAGCCUCAACCUGCUAGAGAGAAGAGUUCUGGGACGAAGAAACGGCCAGCAGUGGCUGCAAGGAAGGAAAAGGCCCUGCGGGCUGCUAAUGCUUCAAACGUAGCUGGAACGAAGCGGAAGGCAGGUAAUCCAGGCGCCCGUAGUGGUGGACAAAAGAAGAAAGCAAGAGCAUCCAGGUAAAAGAAUAAUAUAGGAGAUGUUCUUAUGCAACCACAGAAUUAGGAGAAUCUGUUGAUCUGAUUUCAACACAAGGCAUGCUAUGCCCUUUUUUAUUCUCCUUUUUUCUUAGUAUUUGAUGAGCUUGUCUUUAUGACUAUCCCUCUCAAUUUGAAGGUUUCUUCGAGGUGACUUUUUGCUAA
Messenger RNA from Salvia hispanica, 1789 nucleotides. The record is from RefSeq and is a predicted model, not a curated record. NCBI's taxonomy places the organism in Eukaryota, Viridiplantae, Streptophyta, Magnoliopsida, Lamiales, Lamiaceae.